This is a messenger RNA of Penicillium bovifimosum, 933 nucleotides long. RefSeq lists its product as uncharacterized. NCBI's taxonomy places the organism in Eukaryota, Fungi, Ascomycota, Eurotiomycetes, Eurotiales, Aspergillaceae. Bases 1 to 933 code for a protein of 310 amino acids. The transcript is spliced from 4 exons. The record is from RefSeq and is a predicted model, not a curated record.
AUGAUGGCCCAACCCACAAGUCAAUCAAAGAGAGGGCCAAGUGCUUUCCAGAGUGGCAAGAUUGAAGGGUUCAAAAUCCCAAAAACAUACGACGAAUGGCUGCAGCUUGUUGGACGCAAAGCCGAGUUGAAGCAUGCUACCAUACAUACCAUUCCCCCCCCCCCCCCAAAUGGAUUGCGUCAGCUUCGGAAGCGUCACACUCUCAAUACGCAAUGCUUCUACGGGUUCAGCCCGGCUGUUCUUACAGCUGCCUCCGAUGCGCUGGGCGGCUCAAUCGAAUGGAGCCGUUACCUGCAGCUCAUCCAGGCCUCUACCAGCAUUGACCGCAUCAAUGAAAAUGACCCGACAUGGCCAGGGGCUUUUGCAGCUGUCAAAAGACUCCAAGAGCAAACCACAAAUGUGGGUGGUGUUUCUGACGCCAGCAGUCAUCCUGCUGCAGACACUCGCUCGACACUCACUCAUGUUAUUGGCUCUGAGCUCGAAUGGGUCUUCAACAGGAUCCACUUUUCCUGCCAGCUACAAGCAACGAGGUUCAAUGCAUUCACGGACGGGGCGCUACGAUCAAAGCAGAAUCAGCGGGUCUUCGCGAUUCUCGAAGCUAAAAAGCGAUCACGUGGAAAGGACAGUGACCCGAUUAUCAUGCAAGAGGCUUGUCAAGUUGCUGCAUGGUCAAGUUCAUCAGGGAGAGCAGGGGCUUGUUUCAAUGACCACUUUCUUCUAAUCCCGCAGAACCGAGAUGCGCUCUUCCUAACGUUCGUACCUUUUGUGCAAGAGUACCAAAAUCAUCUCAGGAAUGGCGCCAACGCUGGUGGAUUUCUGGUUAUGAAAACUUUCGGUCCAUUUCGCACUACAAUGUCGAAUGAGAUGGCAGAGUUUGGUAUAAUCAUUGCUGCCGCCGGCCAGAUCGCAAGUUCAGCCAUUUCGGAUGUUUAG